AUGGAGGCACCUCAGUUGGCACCACAGAGUUCAGCCGAAUCACAGAUCGACGGCGCCCGGAGAAACCCUGCGCAUCGGACGGUGGAGAGAGUUGGGUGGGAUUUGAGACUCGCGCCGCCCCCGCAUAAACGGACGAUUCAAAAAUCCGCGGCACAGGAGAGACUUCGAAGAGGUCUUCUUAACUCCGAGCAGUCCUCCAUGGAGCUCUUGCCGCCCGUCAAGGGAGGCCAAUUGAGAGUUGGUGUCCUUUUCGAGUGCGACGAACGCUGCGAGCGACGGCUGCUCUGGGCGUCGGAAAAGGGGGAAGCCGGAGCGCAGACCGUCACGGAAAAGGAGGAAACGUCUCUCGAGUUCUUCUACACACCCUCCCUGCAAACAAACUCAAAUGAAGGUGAAGGAUCACUGCCCAGAAAGCAGAUCAAGCUGCGUUUCUCAACUGAGAUCACGACGGUGCGGGCGAUCGAGUUAGGAAACGGGUCGGAGGUGGGGUUUCUCGUGGAGUCAAAGCACGCCCCUCUGGUUUACGAGAUCAGCGGAGACGAAAAUGGGUUUAAAAAGCGGUUCACCCGGACGGUCGACUUCACCCCGGGGGUUGCACUUGCAAAGAGCAACACGUACGACUUCACCCUCCCCCGCAGCCCACAGAAUGAGGCGGUGUUAAACGGCUUCUUCGGGUUCUCGAAUGAACUGGACUGGGUCAAGCCGCCACUUCAGGUCGACGGAAGCGUGUUUCCGGAAGCCGUUCCGCCGGAAGGCUCCGUCCCUCCGCUCUCGCCCAACGGAGAUGAAGCCUUGUAUCUCGAGCCUCAGGUCGAUUCUUCCAUUCUGCAAGCCGACUUACCGUUCGACGUCCUGUGGCUUCUCAACGCACUUCUGCAAGCGGGGCUCCUUCUGGGCGACCGACUAAAAGGCGAGUUUCUAGAGCUGGUGACGCUCCUAGUUGCGACGGGGGGAGAGGAACUAGUUGUGGUUGGGCUCGGGAAGCUCUUCGCGCAGGGGAAGCGCAUCUGGGACCCGACCGCGGCUCUGUCGCGCAUGACGGCUGACAUUUUAAGCCUCCACACCCUGCCCCCGCGGCGCGCCCCGCCGCCGCCGCACACGGUACUCGUCUACCGGUUGGUCAUCACCCCGUGCAGAGCCUUCGCUUCUCUACCGGUCGCAGAACCCUCCAACCGGUUGCUCAGAAGUUACCCCGAGCUAUCCAAGGAAGGGCGGUUCCUCAGAGUUUCCUUCCGCGACGAAGACGGGGGACUUCUGUCGGGGGGGCCGCUGAAGAGCCGGGAGAGGAACCCCCCGGAAGACGGGUGGGAGCCCAGAAGCGCCGUUUACGACCGGUUCUCGAAAAUCGACUUUCUUUUUGGUGGGCGCCGCUACCGUCAGCUUGCCACGUCAGCGAGCCAGGUCUGCGGGUUCUCCUUCUGGGCGUUCGCCGAGGAAGACCUUCCGGGCAGCGUUUCCCGCGACCAGAUCCGGUCCGCCAUGGGGGACUUCGACGGAAUCCGGGAAGCCGCCAAGCACGCCGUCCGACCGGGGCUGGUUCUCUCUACCACAAUUCCUACUGUAACGCUGAAAGAGGACGAAGUCGUGACGCUGGACGAAGUCGUUCGACACGGCUUGAGUUUCGCGGACGGAUGCGGGCGCGUCUCCCCAGACCUCGCGGAAAUGGUAGCGGCAAAACUGCCGGGAGUGGAAAACCCCAAGUCCGUCGCUGCUUUCCAGAUCCGGUUCGGGGGGUGCAAGGGCAUGCUCCAAGUGUUUCCGCCCUGGGCCGGGCGGAACCUCGUCGGAAUCCGCCCGAGCAUGGACAAGUUCCAGUCGGACCACAGGACGAUCGAAGUGAUCAGCUGGGCGUCCGCGCCAAAGCCCGCCUUCCUCGGCCGACAGCUCAUCCAGCUCCUCGAAGCGCGCGGCAUUCCCGCGCGCGUUUUCGAAACCCUCCAAGCGGAGCACCUUCGCACCUUCGACGACGUCAUGCUGACGGGGCGCACUACCGCGCCCCUCCGCGCGCUCGUGGGCGCGCGCUCGCCGGCGGCCGCGCUCCUGGCGCCGCGGCCGGGAGCAUCAUCCGACGCGCUGUCCCCCUUCCAGUGCCGCGUGGUCGCGCGCAUGCGCGAGCGCCACGUCAGCGAGCUGCGCGACCGCGCGCGCAUCUACGUGCCAGAUGGCGCGCUCGUACUGGGCGUCGUGGACGAGCUGAGGGUGCUCGCGCCGGGGCAGAUCUUUGUGAGCCUGAGCGGUCGGGGCGUGGUUACCGGGCGGGUUAUCGUCUACAGAAACCCGGGGCUUCACCCAGGGGACGUCCGGGUUUUGCGGGCGGUAGAUUGUCCUGAGCUGCAUCACGUGGAGAACGUGGUGGUAUUCUCGGUGUUGGGACGGCAGAGGCCGGAAUCGGUGAACUUGACGAACGGCGACCUGGAUGGCGACAGGUACUGGGUCUUCUGGGACCAAAGACUAGUGCCCGACACGUCGCUUCCGCCGUUCAAGUACGAGAGCAGUCCGCCGAUGCCACCGGAAGACCGGAAUCUGACAGUGCAGGAUGACCGGUUCUUCCAGCUGAAGCACCGGCGCGAGGACAACCUAGGCGCCAUCUGCGUCGCCCAUAUGGCGCUUUGCGACGCGCGGCCGCGCGGCGCGAACGACCCCGACUGCGCGCGCCUCGCGCAGAUGGCGUUCGACGCGAGCAACUUCGUCAAGUCGGGGUUUAGCGUGGUGUUGCCCGCGGAGCUGCGGCCGCGCGCGUACCCCGACUUCAUGCAGAAGCGCGGCGAGGAGAGCUACGCGAGCCAGAACGCGCUCGGGAAGCUCUUCCGCGCCUUGGACACCGCAGAAUGGAACCGCGCGGCUUUCUACCCGGCUGACGUCACGCACGGCCCGGCGCCCGCGGACGAGGCAGAGUUCCGUGACGUCAGCGUGAGCGACGCGCGCCUGAAUUGGGCACGUGGCCUGAAGGCGGAGUACGACAGCAGCGUAUUGGAAUUGAUGGACACUUAUGGGCUCCAGGCCCAGGAGGAUCUGAUCGUGGGGGCUGCCAGUUUUGAUUCGGCCGGAACAGAGCUGGACGGAGCGGAACUGGGUGAGGGGGAGGCGGAGGCGGAAGAUGGCGACGAGGUAACUCUGGAGGACGAAGAAGGAAAGAUGACAGGCAGUGACGUUGAGCCAAAAGGAAGAGGAACAUGUUUGGAAGAUGAGAAUGGAGAUAUGGAGGUCGACAGAUUGGGGGUGACAGAAGUGGGAGACACAAUCGGGAAAAUGGACUUGGGAGGGGGGCGGAAAGGUAGACGUAGCGAGACCAGAAGCAGAGACGAGAGGACGGAGGGUGAAGAUGUAAUGCGCGAAGCUCCUCGCGUUGGAGCGGACACGUCGGAGCGGCCGGAAUUCUAUCCGGAAAAGUCUGGUUCCAGGCCCGGAGUUCAGGGCAGGAAGGGGGGCAGCGGAAGCGGAACACGGACGGCGCAGUCAAGGAAGGAAAAGACGGAACGGCAGGAGCGCGUGGGCGCUGCCUUCGAGGCGCUGCUCGCGCAUUUUCGGGAGCGACUCGACGAAGGCCCACCCGUGAGUGCGCGAGAAAACGAAGAUCCGAGUAAGAAGCCAAAACUAGAGGAGAGGCACCUCAACGCCGCGGCGUGCUAUCAAGCGACCUACGGAACUGCCAGUGCGGAAGCGGAGUGGUCGGGCGGAACGGCGUUCGCGACGAUUGGAGGGAUCGUGUACGGAAAAGCGGAAGCGGAACGGAUUGGCGGAACGGCCGGGGACGUGAAGCUGAGAGGAUUUUGGGAAGUCUUGGCGCGGCCGCACAUCGUGGGCAGCGAUGCGUGUGUAAAUGGAGGGUUCAAUUAGCAAUCUUGUAACGGAGAUAGACAAAUGGGGCUUGGAAUAAGUGAGCAGGAAAGGGAGAAAGUAAGACAGCCGAUGGGCUUUGAAAGACGCUGUGAAGGAUUUGAAAGGGCUUUGCAACUUUUUAGGGAGAUGUGACUAGCUCAGAGUGACUGGUUAGCAAAGCAAUAAGGCAAGAGCCUCUUAGAGAACCUGGAAUUGAGGGAAGUCGCUGACAUCAGCUGAACUGCGGCGAAAUAAGUAGCCACUUGCUAAGGGAGUUCUUGAAGGGGUCCAGUUAUUGAGCGUCUCAAGUACGUCUGCGUUGUAGUUAACCGGAACGCAGAGAUCAGGAAAACUAAAGUACGAGUGAGCAGAAUGUGCGGUGCAAUGGUAAGACGUAUUCCGUCAGAGUCCGUAUGUGAGUAGACUGAAAGCUUUCCCUCCUCUUGCGGCCGAAAAAGAAGCAAUCAACCUCACCUACAGAUUGACGGUUGAGUACAACAGGUCGUUCAUGUAACUGAUUGGUGAUCUCAAUCAGCCCUUCACUUAGGAAAGGAGCUCUGGCAAACCCCCAAGCAACCGAAACAAUCUGUGUGGAUGAUAGAGGCAAUUUUGGGAC
This is a messenger RNA of Klebsormidium nitens, 4435 nucleotides long. The record is from the annotation of a GenBank genome assembly. NCBI's taxonomy places the organism in Eukaryota, Viridiplantae, Streptophyta, Klebsormidiophyceae, Klebsormidiales, Klebsormidiaceae.